UGUAAUCAGUCGUCCGAAUGCGCGCGCUGAGGACGCUCGCGCGCCGCGUUAUUUCUCACCGCUCAUCUAUAAAAUAUAAAACAAAAUAACCAAAGAAUCGCUCUUCUAACCGCUAAAAUAUUCAUUUAAAUAGUGUUCUCGUGCUCUUUUAAGUGUUAUAUAUUACAAAAAUGUGAACGAACCUGUUGUAUCGAGUGGUAAUGUCAAGAAGCUUAGCACCCAGCGUCCUAGUAUCUUGAAUAAUGAUAUAAAACAACAUUUCGUACGGCAAUAAAUCGCUCGUAACUGUGUGCUUUAAUCGUUUUACCUUAAAAAACAUCACAAUAAUUAAUGGUACUGAAGUAAUUAAAAUAAAGUGAAACGGUAUAUUUAAUCAAACUAAAGUGAAACCAAGUGACGAGUAAAGUGAAGUGUCAAUGUUUGGACCAUGGCCCGGGACCGGCCGACCGCGCGGCAUUUUCACAAUCAACCAGAGCUGCAGAGAGGAGGUAGCUACGGCCUCGUUUUGAGGUGGAUAUUCUUCGUGUGGCUGGCAAAUUGCGGAACUCUGGGGAACACCGUGAAACAAGAUGGCUGCGCGUUCCCGACACGAUGGCAGGGCAAGUGGUUCCAAUCAGGCGUCAUCCAGCCGAUCAUGAUCGACGGGGCCAUGCUUUCUAACAAGGGCCGGUGCCUCUCAUCUGAGGGCGACAAAUUUCUUAUAGUUGAUGAAAAAGGGUGCUACCGCUGCGUUGUGAUGCAUGAGAAACAUAUAAAUGUUCUGCAAUAUAAAGAGAGUAAGUUAGAAUUGAUGAUUAUACGACAUAUAUAUAGAAGACGAGGCACUGUUUUUUUUUUAUGUAUGUAUAUCUUUUGUGUUCCAGCUUUCUGUCACCGUCGAGAUGCACUACCACACUUGUGUUCCCUUAUCAACGGAGAUGCCCUGUUAUAUUCCAUGUUCAGAGAGAACGCGGAACCCGUCGAUUGCCCACUCAAAGGACCUUUCUCUUUCACUUACAAUAGGGGACAUGGUAACUGCAAAAUUCCAGCCUCGUCUAUCGAGAGCUGUACGGAAGACUCGAGGUUACUGCUCAACUACCAAGCUUGCCCUGAUGUGUAUGGUUCUGAAAGCACAGUGGAGGAACUAGAAUGCUUGGCCACGUGGAAGGAAGGAAGCCUCAGGUUCCUAGUGGGGAAGUUACACCACAACCACGCCACCAGCAACGAAGACAGAUACAGAUGUUUCGUCUACGAGAAGGCAAAUGGUAUUGCAUCAGCUGCCAUGAAGGAGGGACCUAGUCCUGCCAGUGGAGUCGAGUACAGAGUAGCGCAGUCUGGUGACGCGACGUGUAACGGCUUAUUUAGUGCAACUGAAGGAUCUAGGACUAUGGCUUUAAAGAGAGUAUCGGUACGAUUUAAUUGCCAGUUCCCCUCCUGGAUGACGUUCUCCCACACGUGGCACACCCUUGACUUUAGCAGUAACUACACCUUCUAUCAGCGCAACGCAACAUUACGCAUCACGAACCAGACGGGUGCAGAAAUUAAGGUGUACUGUGUUAAUGUGAAAGCCAGCUCGCCGAGUGGUAACUCUGUCGCGCUGGUGGCGCAUUGGCAACAUCACUGUGCUUCCCGCUACGUCUGCGUGGUCCUGUACAGACGGGACACCUUUAUAGCGGAGUUGCAGCGCGGGUCGCCAACAUCGAGACCCGAUGAAGCCUGCUCCCCACAUCACUUCAAUGCUGUCACUGCCCCUUACGUAACAUUAGUUGCAAGUAAUCCCGAAUCAAAAGAAUGUCCGUAUUCUGGUAAAUAUGUGAUUUCAAACCAUAGACACAAGCGGAGUUACCGACCGGAUGAGCGAGAGAGAAAUAGGACUAAGCGAGACAAAGCGAUGCUUCAACAUAAUCGUAGAGUUAAUCACACUAGACUGUUCAAUUUUAGUGUUAGGAAUAUGUCGGAUACUCCGAUUCUACGAAGUAGAAGACAUUCGGAAGGGGAAAUAAGUUGCGCAGGCGCCGUUUAUAAUAGACUAGAAGUUGGAUGCAACUCGAUAAAGAAUAUGGAGUUUUAUUCCACGUGUAAUAAUAAGGAAGCAAUAACAGCUUAUACGUGUCACGGCGGGUGGUACGAGAACGGCGCGUCGUUCGUGGUGACGACGCCGGUGACGCGGGACAGCACGGCGGCGCGGCGCUACUGCUUCGUGUCGCGGGACGCGCGCGACGCGCGGGACGCGCGGGACGGCGCGCUGGCCGUGGCGCGCUCGGCCGCCAACUGCGAGCGGACCGUCUCGGAACCUGAAGCCUUACUCUUUGAUGCAGCUUUCACAGGUAAGUGUCAAGACGAACCCAACAGCCAACCGCUCCAGAGAAUUUCAUCACCAUACAUAAUCAGCGUGGCGCCAAUCAUCAUCCAUUACAUCAUACCGAGGUGAUUCACAACCGAGUGUUAAAAUAUAGGAAUUUGAACCCCCUACCGUUGUAAUUAUAUUGAUACGAUGUUUAGAUAAAAACUUUCAUUUCACUUACAUUGUUAUAAAAUUAUUUAUUAUUAGUCUUUGAACUUGCUCAUCACAUUUAUAUUAUAAGAUUUAUUUUUAUUUAAAAUUUAGUUUUAAAUUGUAUAAAUUAUGCAAUGUAUAAGAUGUAAUUUUACACUUCAAUAACAAGAUCAUUCUGUUAUUCAGAGUAAUAUUAAUUCGUAUUAAUAUUAACUAGCAACAACGAACAAUGUAUUUUCGUUUAUUGUGUAUGGUAACAUUGUAUGGAAACCACGUGCGCUUUUCAUAGAAUGUUAUGUUUAAUCUGGACGCUACAGAACAAUAUGCGUCCGAAAAAUUUAAUAACUACAAUCAUUCUAUCCUAUAUACUCCCAUUUAUCAUGAUAACAAUAUUUUAAUAUAACUUUUAAUCUAAACUCAUACUACUUUAGUAUCUGCUUUACCACAUUUUUAAGGAUUUCAAAUAAUCUCAUAGAUAAUAAAAUUUAUAUGACAAGCGUGGUAUUAGAAACAUAUUUUGACAUUAAAUAAAGAGUUGAGACGCACCUUUAAUAUUUUAUUAUAAAAGUACAUAUAAUUAAGUAAUAUUGUUGAAAUAUAAUUCAGAUGUUUGUCACAUUAUUUUCAAUGAUAGAUAUGGUGCAAAUGGUUGUGAAUUAAAUGUUUAAAUUAACAGUGAAUGAGUCAAAACUUUGCGUUCAUUUAAGUGUUAGCAACAGCUGGAUUAUUAGGGGUUAUACAUUGUAAAGAUUGAAGUCUGUCUAAUUCACAAUUACAAUAUGUAUCCGUUUUCUUCUUUAUACCGGGCAGUACUCACACGUUAUAACUACAGAAUUAAAUCCGCACACAAUGCUACUAAACUAUCUGUAAUUUUAGUAACACGAUGUCGUACGUUAUUAUACAAUCUCGGACGAAGAACUAUUAUAAUUUAUUAUCCUGUUGCUGACCAAUCACUUAUUGCUAGGACUAAUAUAUCAAUUGUAAACAAUGUUAAUGUGUUUUAGUACGGUUGUGUGAAAAUGGCUUUACAUCGAUUGUAACGCCUGACACUGAUAAUUAAAACUUCGAUAAGUUCUGUCAAACAUUUUUGUUUGUCGUUCUCUUUACAUAUAGUUUGUUCUACAAUAAAUGAUACCCGCAGGCCAAUAAUUGUCAGACAUUAAGUUUAAAUGAAAAUGUCAACCAGCAAGUAUUGUCUGAGAUUUGAUUUUUUACAAAAAGGUGUAACCUGUCGAGCAGUUGAAAUGAAAUAUUAAGCCGCGGAAUUCAUAUUGGUGUUUUAAGCUUUGUAUACAUUAGUUAUUUUUAGCAUAAUCAUUUAAUUCUGUAGUUCUGACUAUCAACAAAACUCUAGGUCCGUUAUAAAAAUAGUCUUAAUUUUUAAUUAUCUUUGACUAGCAAAAUUAAUUAUAAAAAAACUUAUCACGUAACGCUUAACAUUUUAUAAAAGUUUCAAGUAUCGUAUAUAUAUUUAUUUUAUGAAUAGUUAAAUGUAAAAAUUAAAUCAUUGGACUAUUGACUGCUAGGUACGUAAGUAUUUUAGUUGCAUUUAUUUUAUAUAGGUACCUAUAUAACUUAAUUUUACAUUUACAUAGAAAAAACGCAUUGUUUUAUAAUUAUUAUUAACUGAUACGGAUUCAAGGAUUACAGACAUUCUCGAUGAUGGGAACCGUAGACUGCGAAAUAUGUCGAGCACGAUUCGAUAAAUACGAUAAUAACGUUACAGAAUCCAAAUCAGUUAAAAAUAAUAUAAUGGAAACUUCACGCAGUAGUAAGAAAUCGAAUUAUAAUUUUAACUUAAAAUUUACUUUAUCGUAAUUGUUUUUGUCAACUUUAGAAUUAAUUACUUCUUUAAUUGUGUCGUUGUUUUACUGUAUAUGGUCAUAAACUAUAAUGCUUUGAUAAGUAAUAUGAGCAAAGAAUAGUUUUUUAACAGAACUUGAGCCUUCUACAUAAUUGACCGUCAGACGUAAAUGCCUGUCUCGUUAAAAAGAGCAUACAUUUGACAUCGAACGACUUUUAACAGGGCUGCCAAUAUAAUAACUAUUAAAAAGUAAUUGAUUUUUAACUAUUGACUUUUUAAUAAUCUGAAAAGUGGAAAUAAUUUCAUAGGAUGUUUUUUUUUAUUAUUCAUUAUAUAUACGUAUUAAAGAUAAAUCUCUUUCAUGAAUUUCUGACUACAAUCCUUAAACAGCUAAUAAAAUUAAAGACAUAUAGCUGCUGAUACCCGUAUUGUCUAUGUUUGAUUGAAUAUAUAAUUUUUAAAUAACAAUAAGGAUGCAUCCUUAUUUCUUAUAUAAUGUUAAUACUUUAGCAUUUCUAAAAAAUCUAUAAAUAAUAAUACAAACAUGAGUUAGCUUUAAAUACACAGCAUCGAAGACUAUAUCUUUCAAAAAUAUUAUAACAUUUAAAAUCUUUUUCGCUUAAAAUUAAUCUUAUAUUACACAAAGUAUGUUUUACAUCAGCAAAGGUUUUCAUGGUACAGUAUUUAAUAGAGAUCAAACACGAAGCUUAGAUGAUAUGUACAAAGUUAUUGUAAUUUUUAACGUGUUAUUGCCGUAGCUAGAAUAAUUUAGCUUUAUAUUUUACCCAGAAUGAUAUACAUGAAUUCUAAUACUAUGAUUUACUAUUAUUAUGUCAAGUAUAUCUUAAUUAAAAUUUUAAUUAUUUCUACCACCACGUUUAAAAUAAUUACCGAAUAUUAUUUCAAUUUGUUAGAAAUAAAAACAUGUCUCUGUUUUUAAUGUCCUUAAUCACCCAUAUCUCGUACAUUCUCGUAAAUAUUUAAGUUAAUUUUAAGUCUUCUUUCUGUAUGUAGAUGAUUACCGUUAUUGCACUGUACCUACUGUCGUAUUACAGUGUGAGUCUAAAGCAGCUUGACUGGUAGGUCAACAAAACCCCUUUAUAUCUGCCAUUAUAUAAGUAUUAACACUUUAAUAGAAUAACUUGAUAAAAAUACCCAAUUAUUACUUUUAUAUAUUACUUUGCUUGUUUGAGAAGUACUUAUCUAUAUUGUAUAGUUGUGUUUGAUUUUUUUAAAUUCUUUACAUACAAAUGAAUAAAGCUCUUAGGUCAACUGUAAUACGGCACCAACUCCUUUAGUAUAGCAUACACAUUUGUUACAAGCGCGCCAUUUGAUGGUUGCUAUAGUUAAUAAAAAUGUAUUUGUUACAAUUUAUCUAAGGAGAGCAUUGUUUUCCUUCAUCAAGCAAUACUAAGAUAAAUUAGUUUAUAGAAUAUACAUUAAGAUAAGUGAAAGAACGAAUACUCAUUUUGAGAUAAAUGUAUAGUUAUCUAGAUAGUUAAGGUUAGAUAUAAAAUCGCAACAGCAAUAAUAUAUUUGUAUUUAUAGCUAUUGAGCGUUAAAUUUUUAAUAGUUAGUAGGUAGACAGUUGUGAAUAAUUGAGCUGGUGUUGUUAUUUUUUAUUGUGACAGAGAUUAUUUCUUUGGAAGUAAGACGUGGAGUCAUCGUUGAAAUAUGAGAUGGUAUUUCCAAAACACAAUGACAUCGUGGUUUACACCGUGUGAUAUAGAUACAUUUAAUUAAGUAUAUAGUCGUCAGCAUGGAUUAUAAUAAACUGCAAAAUUGUA
Messenger RNA from Vanessa tameamea, 6067 nucleotides. RefSeq lists its product as uncharacterized. The coding region runs from base 428 to 2410 and encodes 660 amino acids. Gene Ontology annotation, biological process: autophagosome-lysosome fusion. The transcript has 12 exons. NCBI's taxonomy places the organism in Eukaryota, Metazoa, Arthropoda, Insecta, Lepidoptera, Nymphalidae. The record is from RefSeq and is a predicted model, not a curated record.